This is a messenger RNA of Gracilinanus agilis (Agile Gracile Mouse Opossum), 1732 nucleotides long. It is a transcript of the gene ICA1, whose product is annotated as islet cell autoantigen 1. The coding region runs from base 1 to 1671 and encodes 556 amino acids. Gene Ontology annotation, cellular component: Golgi apparatus. Gene Ontology annotation, biological process: regulation of transport. Gene Ontology annotation, molecular function: protein domain specific binding. NCBI's taxonomy places the organism in Eukaryota, Metazoa, Chordata, Mammalia, Didelphimorphia, Didelphidae. The record is from RefSeq and is a predicted model, not a curated record. The transcript has 11 exons.
AUGUAUGCAGGCGGGCGGCCGGGGCGGCGCCCACACGGACCAGGAGGGUCGCGGCUCCCGGUGGGGCGGCGGGGAGGCUGCGCUGCUGCUGCUGCUGCUGCUGCUGCUGCUGGGGCUCAGCCCCGUCUGAAGGACCCGAGGGGGCCGGUGAGCCUGGAGGGCCAAAGGAAGACCCGGCUGGGGGGAGGGGCGGCCCCGGCUGGCCUGGGGCUCCUCCUGGAUGGCAGCCCCGCCCGGGAGCUGCGGCCUACGAGGAUUCGGUCCGGGGUCCGAGCCAUCCACCACCGGCACCGCCGCCAGGGCCACCGUCACGGGCCCCUUUACCGAUCCCGCCUCCUCUGGGCCCCGAGGGAGGGAGGCCGAGUGCGGGGAGGAGAAGGCCCGCUGCUAGAGGGGGGGCACCGGGAGAAGGAGCAGCCCGGAGCCUGGGCCAAGGGACAGUCCGGGGAGGCUCUCCCCGCCCCGCCAUCGUCUGGGCCCCCCAAAAAGACCGGCCCCAGCCUCGUGCCGCGCCUCCCGCCAUUGCUGGCCUUGCGCAGUCCCUUGUGUCGCCUCUACCAAGAGGUGGAGACGUUCCGGUACCGGGCCAUCUCGGACACGUGGCUGACCGUGAACCGCAUGGAGCAGUACCGGACGGAGUACCGAGGCGCCCUGCUCUGGAUGAAGGACGUGUCUCAGGAGCUCGACCCCGACCUGCUCAAGCAGAUGGAGAAGUUCCGCAAGGUCCAAGCCCAAGUGCGCCAUGCCAAACUCAACUUCGACCAGCUCAAGAAUGACGUGUGUCAAAAAGUGGAUCUCCUCGGGGCGAGCAGAUGUAACCUCCUGUCUCACGUGCUCACGACAUACCAGACCACCUUGCUUCAUUUCUGGGAAAAAACCUCACACACAAUGGCGGCCAUCCAUGAGAGUUUCAAAGGGUACCAGCCCUAUGAGUUCACCAUGUUGAAGAGCUUGCAGGACCCUGUAAACAAAAUAAUAGAAAAGGCUGAAAAGGAACGAGCCCAGAAGGAAAGCCCAGAGAGGAAGCCAGAGCAGCUGAUAUCAUUAGAAGUGGAAAACCCUGACAAGAAAUCCACUUACUUAACUGAGGAUGGAAAGAACGUCUUCUCAGCCCUCGGAGCAGAGUGCAGCCAUGCUCAGUGCUCAGGAGCCAUCAGUGAACUGCUGGACCUGGGACCGGUAGAGGCAGCUGACUGGACAGGCCUGUUCCCCGGAUCUCGCCAGGUCGCCCCAACCAGACUCUCAGAUAUGGAGUUGUUGGCCCAGGCUCGAGGACCCCAAACUGCCGCCCGGCUCCCUCCCUCUCUGUGUCUCCCAUCUUUCUCUCCAUCUCCCUCCGCCUUCCUGGCCGGCAGCCUCACGGGGGCGCUCCGCUCGGAAGCCUGGGCCGGGGCUUCGAGCCGCACCAAGUUGGGGGUUAGAAAUCGGCGCGCCGAUCUCUCUAGGUCAGAAGGCUGGAGAGGGGCCCCGGGCAGCCCCCCGGCCGUCUUGAAGCCCGCGGAGGCCCCGAAGCCCGCCGGUCAGAGCAGCGUCACCCAGCUGGGGAAAGAGCCCGAGAAGGUGGCCCGAGACCUGACGGCCUGGUUCAGCCUCUUCGCUGACCUCGACCCGCUGUCCAACCCGGACGCCAUCGGGAAGACGGACAAGGAGCAGGAGCUGCUGAACGCCUGAGCGCGGCCGGGCCCGCGGCGGGGACAAUAAAGGAGGGGGAGGAGCCCCGUUUAUAUUGCUA